This is a messenger RNA of Cadophora gregata, 570 nucleotides long. RefSeq lists its product as uncharacterized. NCBI's taxonomy places the organism in Eukaryota, Fungi, Ascomycota, Leotiomycetes, Helotiales, Ploettnerulaceae. Gene Ontology annotation, biological process: endoplasmic reticulum to Golgi vesicle-mediated transport. The record is from RefSeq and is a predicted model, not a curated record. The coding region runs from base 1 to 570 and encodes 189 amino acids. The transcript has 3 exons. Gene Ontology annotation, cellular component: nucleus; TRAPP complex; cytoplasm.
AUGGCCACAAUACCAUCAAUAGCCUGCCUAGGCGUGAUUGGCAAAAAUAACAACCCUCUCCACAUCUCUAUCUUCCCCAGCAUAUCCACCUCCUCACCCACCAGCCCUCCCAAACCCCUCCUCACACCCCUGCAAUAUAGUCUCCUCCUCUCCAGCACACUUGACAUCUUCGAAGCGCGGUCCAAGAUAAACACUAGUUCUAGCGGGGGCUUGAGCGGGGAUUUCGGCUUGUUACAUGCUGUUGAUGAGAGGUUGGCGGCGUAUGGAUUUGAGACGAAUACCGGGGUGAGGUUUGUUGCUGUGGUUGAUAUGAGGGGGAGGGCUAUUGCAGGUGGGAAUGGGAGAGCUGGUGCUGUGAGUGGAGGCUUGGGGUUGAGAGAGGGGGAGAUGAAGGUGGUCUUCAGAGCUAUGCAAGCGGCAUAUGUGCGGUUACUACAGAAUCCAUUCUUUGAUCCGGAUGAACAUAGCCCGCCUACGGGACGAGGAGGGAAGAAGAUCACUAGUAAGAGGUUUGCGGAAGAUAUGAGGAAGAUUGGGGAGAGUUGGACGCCGGGCACGGGAGGACCUUGA